UCAUUUUCAUCUCCAUUUCAUUGUCUAAUCCGAUUCAGGUUACUUUUCAUGGGCCUAAAGAUUACUAUUUUAUUUGCUUUUCACUCUCUCCUCUGUUUUAGCUUUUCUUCAGCUUCAGUUGGGUUUCAUUUCUUCGACUGAAGAGGGCUGCCAGAUUUGACUUCUGGGUUCUCUUAUAAUUGAAAGUAGUAUCAUCAACGGCGGUAGAUGUAUGUCUUUGUAUUGAAUAGAAGAAUUGUGAAUAGGUGAGAUCGAGUGGGUGAAGAUGAAGUCAGGAAUGAAUUGUUCAAGCAACAAAAAGGGUAUCAUUGUUGCAUCUGAACAAGUUAAUUUAGUGUUCCCCAGUGAACAAUUCUCCCAACAGGCUCAUCUUUCUUCCAUACAAAAGUAUGUGGAGAUGUAUGAUAGAUCAGUGGAGGAUCCAGCCGGAUUCUGGUCUCACGUUGCAUCCGACUUCUAUUGGGAAAAAAAAUGGGGACAACCUGUUUACACCGAUAAUCUUGACAUUCGCAACGGCAAAAUAAAUAUUGAGUGGUUCAAAGGUGGUAAAACAAACAUAUGUUACAACUGCUUGGAUAGAAACAUUGAUGCUGGAAAUGGUGACAAAAUUGCAAUUUUAUGGGAAGGAAAUGACCCUGGUCGUGAUGCCACUUUAACAUACACUCAACUCUUGGCCAGAGUUUGUCAGCUGGCAAAUUACUUGAAAAAUAUUGGAGUUGGUAAGGGUGAUGCAGUUAUCAUUUACUUGCCUAUGCUUAUGGAGCUUCCAAUUGCUAUGCUUGCCUGUGCUCGGAUUGGUGCCAUUCACUCGGUAGUAUUUGCGGGGUUCUCAGCAGAAUCUCUUGCACAGAGAAUCGUGGAUUGCAAGCCAAAAGUUGUCAUAACAUGCAAUGCAGUUAGGAGAGGACCCAAGACUAUUUUUCUAAAAGACAUUGUUGAUGAUGCCUUAACACAAUCUGCCCAAAAUGCAGUCCACAUAGAUGUGUGUUUGACUUUUGAGAAUGAAUCAGCAUUACAAAAAGAAAUGACUAAAUGGGUUGAAGGAAGAGAUAUUUGGUGGCAGGAUGUUGUUUUGAAAUAUCCAAUUACAUGUGAUGUGGCAUGGGUUGAUGCAGAAGAUCCACUUUUCCUGCUUUACACUAGUGGCAGUACUGGAAAGCCUAAGGGUGUUCUUCAUACAACUGGAGGCUAUAUGGUAUACACUGCCACAACAUUCAAAUAUGCAUUUGACUACAAACCAAAAGACAUUUAUUGGUGUACGGCUGAUUGUGGUUGGAUUACUGGACAUAGCUAUGUUACAUAUGGACCUUUACUGAAUGGAGCGACGAAUGUGGUUUUUGAAGGGGUUCCGAAUUAUCCUGAUGCGGGACGUUGUUGGGAUAUUGUUGAUAAGUACAAAAUUUCAAUUUUUUAUACUGCUCCCACGUUAGUAAGAUCUCUCAUGCGCGAGGGAGACGAGUAUGUGACUCGGUAUUCAAGAAAAUCAUUGAGGGUACUGGGAAGUGUUGGUGAGCCAAUCAAUCCUAGUGCAUGGAGGUGGUUUUUCAAUGUUGUAGGAGAUGGAAAGUGCCCUAUAUCUGACACAUGGUGGCAAACAGAAACCGGAGGUUUCAUGAUUACCCCAAUACCAGGAGCUUGGCCACAGAAGCCUGGUUCUGCUACAUUACCUUUUUUUGGUGUCCAGCCAGUAAUAGUGGACGAAAAGGGUGUGGAGUUAGAAGGUGAGUGCAGUGGAUAUUUAUGCGUGAAAAAUUCAUGGCCUUCUGCAUUUAGAACACUUUAUGGAGAUCAUGAAAGAUAUCAGACUACAUACUUUAGUGCCUUCCCUGGAUAUUAUUUUACUGGUGAUGGUUGCAACAGGGACAAAGAUGGUUACUACUGGCUCACUGGCAGAGUAGAUGAUGUUAUUAACGUCAGUGGACACCGCAUUGGUACAGCUGAAGUAGAGUCAGCUUUAGUUUCACAUCCUCAAUGUGUUGAAGCUGCUGUGGUUGGCGUGGAGCAUGAUGUUAAAGGACAAGGGAUAUACGCAUUUGUUACUUUGGCUGAAGGUGUUCCAUACAGUGAGGAACUCAGAAGAAGUCUUAUCAAAAUUGUCAGAGAUAAGAUUGGAAGUUUUGCUGCACCAGACAAGAUCCAUUGGGCACCAGGUCUACCAAAGACAAGGAGUGGCAAAAUAAUGAGGAGAAUAUUGAGAAAAAUUGCUUCCAAAACCUUAGAUGAGCUUGGGGAUACAAGUACUUUGGCUGAUCCUACUGUCGUUCAACAACUUAUUACACUUGCUCAUUCUUGAUCUCACUUUUAUUUUACCUUAUUCUUAAUUAACUAAUUUAACUUAUUCCCAGGCUGUUUGUUUUUUGACAUCAAAAUCACUCUAUUUUCAAUUCAA
Messenger RNA from Solanum dulcamara, 2389 nucleotides. RefSeq names its product acetyl-coenzyme A synthetase, chloroplastic/glyoxysomal-like. The transcript has 18 exons. Bases 266 to 2293 code for a protein of 675 amino acids. Lineage: Eukaryota; Viridiplantae; Streptophyta; Magnoliopsida; Solanales; Solanaceae. Gene Ontology annotation, molecular function: acetyl-CoA synthetase activity; AMP binding. The record is from RefSeq and is a predicted model, not a curated record.